AUGGGAAAGUAUAUAGAUAUCGCACUAGAAUCUUCAACUUCCACAAUACCUGAAGAAGAUGAAGUGGUGAAGCAAGCCGAAUGCGAGUGCUGUGGAUUCAAAGAGGAUUGCACCGCGGAUUACAUCACGAGAGUGAAGGAUCGCCAUUGUGGGAGAUGGGUUUGCGGGCUAUGCUCGGAGGCUGUAAAAGAAAGGUUAAACGGAGCUACCCCGACGGCGGCGGCCAUGGAAGACGCGGUGAGUUCUCACAGGGAAUUUUGCCAGAACUUCAACAGCACCACCAGACUCAACCCCAAACUGUCUCUCACCUUUGCGAUGAGGGAUAUAGCUAAAAGAAGCCAUGAGACUCGACGAAGCUCCAACAGUUUGGUUGCAUCGAAGAUCGGUAGAAGCACUAGCUGUGUCCCAAAGAUCGAUUUAAAUAAGCACUCACUGGUUUAA
Molecule: messenger RNA, 441 nt
Organism: Hibiscus syriacus
Lineage: Eukaryota; Viridiplantae; Streptophyta; Magnoliopsida; Malvales; Malvaceae
Exons: 1
Coding region: 1-441 (146 amino acids)
Source: RefSeq, a predicted model, not a curated record